AAGACACAGAGCCCGGCCUGAAGGAAACAGCUGUUCCCGUCGUGCUCUGGCACUUGGCAGCUGGACAGGGGAGUGCUGAUGUGAAAAUUAGCAAAUACCACGACAAAACCACCCCAGUUCUCCAAAGUACUAAUAAUUCAAGUUGAAAAAAACCAGUUGUGCAGACAGAUUCCUCAAAGUAUUCCCUGAUGAUGAUAACUGCCUUUAACAUUCUCUCAGACUUGGAAGUUUAUCUGUAGGGAAGCAACAGGUAAGGUUUCUUGAAGGACAACUGAAAACAGAGGUCACCACUAAGUGCUAACGACAUCGACUUGUGUGAUUAUGGAGAUGGUGUGUCUGAUGCUGAAGAUGUCUCUGGUUUUUUGACAACGGCUAAACAACAAUGGGGUCAAGCGGCCUUGGGAAAGCAGCCACGCUAGAUGAACUGCUGAGCGCUUGCAUUGAGAUGUUUGAUGAUAAUGGAGAGCUGAAUAAUAGUUAUUUGCCAAGAAUAGUUCUGCUGAUGCACCGAUGGUAUUUAUCUUCCACCGAGUUGGCAGAAAAACUUCUCUGCAUGUAUCGAAAUGCCAGUGGAGACAGCUGUGAUGAAUUUCGAUUAAAGAUCUGCUAUUUCAUCAGGUACUGGAUUCUGAUUCCUGCAGAGUUUAAUUUGGACCUUGGUUUGAUCCGUAUGACUGAGGAAUUCCGAGAAGUAGCUAGUCAACUGGGAUAUGAAAAACACAUCAGCCUCAUUGACAUAUCCAGCAUUCCUUCCUAUGACUGGAUGAGAAGAGUCACUCAGAGGAAAAAAGUGUCCAAGAAAGGAAAAGCCUGUCUGCUGUUUGACCAUCUGGAGCCUAUUGAAUUGGCUGAGCACCUCACUUUUCUGGAGCAUAAAUCUUUUAGAAGGAUCUCAUUCACGGAUUACCAAAGCUAUGUCAUUCACGGCUGCUUGGAGGACAACCCGACCUUGGAGAGAUCGAUUGCUUUAUUUAAUGGAAUUUCUAAGUGGGUCCAGUUGAUGGUUCUUAGCAAACCCACACCCCAACAAAGGGCGGAAGUCAUCACCAAGUUUAUAAAUGUUGCAAAGAAGCUCCUUCAGCUCAAAAACUUUAACACCCUGAUGGCAGUGGUGGGAGGCCUGAGCCAUAGUUCCAUUUCACGCCUCAAAGAGACCCAUUCUCAUCUUUCUUCAGAAGUUACAAAGAACUGGAAUGAAAUGACAGAGCUGGUCUCCUCUAAUGGCAAUUACUGCAAUUACCGCAAGGCCUUUGCCGACUGCGACGGCUUCAAAAUCCCCAUCCUUGGCGUGCACUUGAAAGACUUGAUAGCCGUCCACGUCAUUUUCCCAGACUGGAUGGAGGAAAACAAAGUGAACAUUGUGAAAAUGCACCAGCUCUCCGUGACCCUGAGUGAACUGGUCUCCCUGCAGAAUGCCUCUCACCACUUAGAGCCCAACAUGGACUUGAUCAACCUGCUUACGCUUUCCCUGGAUCUCUAUCACACAGAGGAUGAUAUUUACAAACUGUCCCUGGUGCUGGAGCCUAGAAAUUCCAAAUCGCCGACCUCCCCCACGACGCCCAACAAGCCUGUGGUGCCCUUGGAGUGGGCUUCAGGGGUGGUGCCAAAGCCAGACCCCACAGUCAUCAACAAGCACAUCAGGAAAUUAGUCGAGUCUGUGUUUAGGAACUACGACCAUGACCACGAUGGAUACAUCUCCCAAGAGGACUUUGAAAGUAUAGCUGCCAAUUUUCCCUUCUUGGAGUCCUUCUGUGUGCUGGACAAAGAUCAGUAA
Molecule: messenger RNA, 1774 nt
Organism: Carlito syrichta (Philippine tarsier)
Lineage: Eukaryota; Metazoa; Chordata; Mammalia; Primates; Tarsiidae
Product: ras guanyl-releasing protein 3-like
Biological process (GO): Ras protein signal transduction; positive regulation of GTPase activity
Cellular component (GO): plasma membrane
Molecular function (GO): guanyl-nucleotide exchange factor activity; calcium ion binding
Source: RefSeq, a predicted model, not a curated record